UUUCGCUGAAUUGACAUGGAACCAUCAAAUAAUCUGUUUUUAGUGAUUUCUUGUUGAUUUAACAAAUGAACAUUAAAAACCAAUUUAUUCCUAUGCUUGACGUAAACUUUAUUAAAGAAUUGCCAGAUAAUCGAGAUAAUGAGGAAGCUACUUGUCAGUAUAAUAAUUCAGAAUCAUCUUUAAAAUUUAACAAUAUUUUUAAAAAGAAUGAUGUUUGUACAUUUGAUCCAUAUUUUUCUCUACCAUAUUUUUCAUCACCACAAUAUCCAAUUUUUCCUAUGUUAUAUCCAACUAAGCAUCUUUUAAUUUCACAUCCAUCUCCAUUAAUGAUACCAUCAUUUGACCCAUCACCUGUUCAUUAUAUAGAUACAAGAAAUGUUAUUAAAUCUGGUUAUAUUAAUGACUCAAAUAAAAUAAAUAUUGAAGAUAAUAAAAAUUAUGCCUUUAUUGAUAAAAAUGACUAUUAUCUAAUAAAGAUGGAACAAGAUUUGCAGAAAAGUAUGAAUUCUGAAUAUUUAAAAAAUGUCACAUCAGGUGCAUCAGAAUGCUCUUAUAUUGAAGAAAAAAAUUAUAAACCAAAAGAUGAACACACCAAUAUAUAUCAAGCAUUAGGACUAUUUAUACCCCAAUUGACAUUAAAUUUACAACCUCAUUUACCAUUAAGUCCCUUUUUGACAUAUACACCUUUAAUAUCUAAUCCAUUGUUACCUUUGCUUUCACCUUAUAUGCCAGCCCCAUUUUUAAAAAAUUCCUAUUCACUUACUCACAAUUAUUAUGAUAACAUGAAUAAUAUUGAUGAAAUUAAAUGUAGACAGGAAUUAGCAACUAUUCUUAAUAAUGAUCAUAGAGAAAAAUUAAAUGAAAAUGAUAUUUUAGAAAAAGAUGAUGUAAAUGAAAAUAUUAUUGAAAAUGACAUUAAAAAUAAUAAUAUUUAUGUAAAACCAAAAAUUGAAAGUGCAUUAUAUGAUGAACCAUUACAUAAAAGGAUGCGAGUAAUAUCAAUAAGUAAAGAUGAGGACUAUGAUAUUCAGUCGGAUACAGCAAAAAUUGAAAUAGAAAUAGAAAAUACAAAUAAAAACAAUGUUAAUCAUUUUUCAAUAGAUAAAAUUAUCAAAAAGAAUGUGCUAGGAAAUGUUGACUUAAGUAAUAUGAACAGUAUUUGCCCUUCAGAUUCUUCGAUUUUUAAAAAAGGAAGUUUUAUCCAACUUCAAAAUGGUGAGACAAAGUUGGUUGAAAAUUUGAAAACUCAAGAUUUCUUAAAAAGUUCAGGUUCUAGUCCUGAUUUUGAUAUUGCAAUAGGUCGUGUUAUAACAAUAAAAACAAUUGAUUUGAAAAUGACUAAAAUUUUAUUUGCCAUCAAUGGAAUUGCUAAUAAUCAAGAUACUGAUUUAAAUAAUAUGGAAAAAUUCUCUAAUUUCUCAAAUGGUUCUGAUCACAAAAAAUUGCCUUCCAGGAUUUAAUUUUAAAACUCCUCCCAAAACAACUGGAGACUUUCCCCUCCAGCAGACCCCCAAGUCGUUGACACCAAAAAAAAUUAGAGUGCAUCUUCAAUCACACUACACGCGGCGCCUGUAUCAAACUCCAUAGCUAGCUGCAACCCAUUUAUCUUCGCAUCGAUGGUUGCUUUAUUUGAAAAUGACAGGCGAGGUGGGCAGAAUCAUUUGUAUGGCAUGGGUUCUACAAUCUUUCGCUAUGUGGUUUGCCUUAUCGCAACGAAAGCAUAUCACUUUCUUUUGAAUAGAGUUAGGUUUGAUACUAGGUCUAUAAUUAUUAUUAGGAAUAUAAUUGUUACUAAAGUGUUUAUUAUUAUUGAAUCUAUUGAAGUUUGUAUAAUUAUUAUUUCUAAAAUAAUUAUUUUUCGAACCCUGUGUUGGCUUAUUUUUAAUUAUUUUAUUUCUUCAGUCUGGGUUUCAUUUUCCAACGAAGACAGCGCGAUCGCUAAACGCACGGUCUCUUCAAAAGUAAUAUUGCCUUCGAUUGACCGAAGUUCUUUGUCCAACUCAGGUAAGCCUACUCCUAGGAUAAAUAUAUCUCUUAAAAGUUCAUCAAAAGGCGGUUUAAAAUUACAAAGAGAACAGACAGUUUUAACCCUAAUUGAAAAGUCAAUAAUGUGAUCUUUUUAACGUAAAAAAUUUUUUCCUAUUUACGAAAAUGCUCGAACUAUCCUUGAACACCAAAUUUAAGCUUUUUAUUAAAGUAUCAUAAUUUAUCAUCUCUAAAUUUAUUGGAAAGUGAAAGUUCUUAAUUUUGAUAAGAUUGUCUGUUCCGAUAUAGGCUAAAAGCAGGUCUUUUUUUGUAUUUAAAUCUAUAAUAUUUCUUACUUUAUAAAUUAACUCCAAGUUAAAUAAGUAGUCCUGAAUAUUUACUUUUUCUUUGACGAAUUCUGGAAUAUGGAAUUUAAUAGGAACUACUUCCAUUGAGU
Molecule: messenger RNA, 2422 nt
Organism: Gordionus sp. m RMFG-2023
Lineage: Eukaryota; Metazoa; Nematomorpha; Gordioida; Chordodea; Parachordodidae
Exons: 4
Coding region: 66-1460 (464 amino acids)
Molecular function (GO): RNA binding; protein binding
Source: RefSeq, a predicted model, not a curated record